UCUGUGAGACACAGCCACACCCUCUCCCCUUAGGGCCGAGGCCCAGAAUGUUCCCAGAGGCACGGAGCGCAGAGAAUGUACAUUCCCAGCCUAUACAAAUGCACAUAUUCCGCACUCCCGGAUUAUAACUAAAGACGCUUACGAGUUUCCACAUUUACACAGUAAUACAAGACUUAGCAUAUUUAUGUCUGAGUAGGCUAACUAGAAUUUAAUUGUAGUUUUGCGAUUAAUAAGAAUUGAGGUUCUUCCUUUAAGAUACGGUGAUUAAACGUUUCACUUAAACUCAAGUUCCAGGGUACUUAAGUGUUUUGUCUUGUAUCUCGUAAAAUGCUAGAAACACAAGAUCAAUGUCAGCAAUAAUAUUUAUGUAACGUGGGACGCCCCUGGAAAGCAGGGAAUAAAAUAUGCAUUGCAAAGUGAAACGGGGAGAGCUGCCGGGUGCACCAGGAAAACUCUGCGCGCGUGACGUGUUCCCGUUCGCCGAGGGAUUUGUGCUUUGCGCCACUCUUCUGUUUUGCAGUUUCGCACUAGGCUACAUCAGCUUUUUCGUAUGCCUUUCGAAUUGUCCGAAACUACGUCGUCGGCUGUGCCGCCGUUGUAUAAGCCUCUCUGCAGGAGACGUCUUUAAGUUGGCUUGCAGGCUAAGUAAAAUUCUGUUGGUCCGUUUGAUAUUUUCGGAUCCUUAAAGCAGCGCCGUGCUGAUUCACGUCGUCCAUCUGCCUUCGUUAGUUAUAGAUUUAUUAUAGGCGAAGAGAUAUCAUGUCGCAAGUGUUGCCUUACGACGAAAACAUAACGCAUUACGGUAAUGAUGGCGACAAGGAACAAUUAUCGCUCACCUGCAGACUUCAUAAUACCAAUAACUUCUUUGGUACUACACAAACCAAAAGGGCACCAAAACUUGGACAGAUCGGAAGAAGCAAACGAGUUGUCAUAGAAGAUGACAGAAUUGACGAAGUGCUCCAAAACACAGCAGAAAAGUCGCCGACGAAAGUGUAAAAGUCAAGGACGUUGUUUUUUGUUUUUUUUUAGGCAGAGGCGAGGUGUUGAAAUACUAACAUCUGCAAAAAAAAGGCACUUUGCAGUGCCUCUCGGUAUGGGUUGAAUUUCGUAGAACGGUACACAAGGAGCGCACUGUUUCAGGCUCCCGGAUGGGAGAGCCGAGAUCUGCGUUUUCCCUUGAGGGCAUGUUUUUUUGAUAACUUUUUUUUUUUUCCUUCUAAUGAGCUGCGAUCAGUUCUAUAUUGUUAUUCUUGUGUUUUGAUCUUUAGUAGUAAAGGUACUGUUGUAUUGUGAGGAAUGCAUUGAUAUUACAAGCACAACGCACCGUUUACUGGUACCCGUCAUCUUUCACUUUUUCCCUCAGACAAGACACGAUGUUUCUCUGUAUCUUGCAACACUGCAUUUUUUUUUGUGCACAAUGGAACUGUGAAUGUGUUUUUCUUGUGAAAGAAAUAUGAUUGAUCUUCUCGAGUACUUAUUUUGCAGCAAUGAGAGACUGAGAAAAUGUUUUUAUAGACUGACAAACAAAAGCCUACCUUUUUUAAAAUAACAAACCUGCUUUUUGUUAAUGUUGCUUAUUGGCAUUUUUGUUGCUACAAACUGCCUGCUCUGCCUAAGGUAAAUAGCUUAUUUUUGUAUGAAGAAGCCCCCCCACCCCCACCCCCCCAAAAAAACAAAACAAAACAAAAAAAACUGUUUGGCUGGGCCGUCACUGUACUCCUAGCACUUUUUUUAAAUGUGGCUUUUAUUUUCUGCUGUAAGGAUAUGAUCACGUUUGUGCCAAAUAUCAGAAAAGAAUGCCAGUCAGGCCAUGCCGCUGUCCUGGCUGUGCUGUGGAAAGCCUGGCACUUCUGGCUGUCUUCAGGGCUUUUCUAACUGCUUUUGCAUGCGACAGGCUAAAGUGCCUCGCUGCGUGGCUACAGAACUGGUGUAUUUACUGUGUUCCCAUUGUUUGCAAUUUUUUGGAAUGACAGACCUCAAACUAUCUUGGAUAUUACAUAUAUGUUGCACUUCUUUUCACUGUUAAACAGGGCUAUAUUGAUAAAGUAUGACCAUUAAAAUGUGAAUAUAUAAAUAUAUAUAUCAAAAA
Electrophorus electricus (electric eel) is the source of this 2089-nucleotide messenger RNA. It is a transcript of the gene camk2n1b, whose product is annotated as calcium/calmodulin-dependent protein kinase II inhibitor 1b. Gene Ontology annotation, molecular function: calcium-dependent protein kinase inhibitor activity; protein kinase binding. The record is from RefSeq and is a predicted model, not a curated record. Lineage: Eukaryota; Metazoa; Chordata; Actinopteri; Gymnotiformes; Gymnotidae. Gene Ontology annotation, biological process: negative regulation of protein kinase activity.